Klebsormidium nitens is the source of this 1431-nucleotide messenger RNA. NCBI's taxonomy places the organism in Eukaryota, Viridiplantae, Streptophyta, Klebsormidiophyceae, Klebsormidiales, Klebsormidiaceae. The record is from the annotation of a GenBank genome assembly.
AUGAUCAGCAACAUGGCGCCCCCACUCCGCCUGCAUUGCGCCCUCCUGCUGGCCCUGCUGGCCGCCCCCCUGAUCUGCCAGCUGUCGCCUGCUGCCGCCCAGAGCAUUGCCCUACCCGUCACGCAGCGCUCGUUCUCCGCUGACGAGGUCGCAGCUCAGGUUGCUACCCGCGCCGCCUACUUCCGCAACGUAGCAGAUGCAAGCUCUGACGUCAGCAGGAGGAGCUUGUUGGCUGCCACCCCCGGCAUGGCCCUCGGGGGGGGGUUCCUCACUCAGUUCACGUUCACAGUGGACGUGAAGGUGGGCACCCCCCCCGUGACGCUCCCCCUGAUCGUCGACACGGGGAGCCACGGGCCGAAGUACGACCCGGCCUCUUCGACCACGGCCCUCUCCAACGCGACGUGCGACCAGUGCGCUGCGGGGGGGCUCGGGGCCACCGGGUGCUUGGGGGCCGCGUAUUCCACUGGGUGCCAGUUUGAGAUUCAGAACCUGAACAGGGGCGCGGCCGGGCCGUAUCUCCGGGACGUGGUGGCGUUGGGGUCGGUGUCCACCGGGACCGCGCGCAUCUUCCUCGGAACCAGUAUCUUUCAGUACUUCAAUGAUUCCAACGCCGGGCAGGUGGGGUUCGGGCCCGCAGGAGCGUCGCUGCCGGCGCAGCUGAAGCAGGUGGGCGCUUUGACAACCACCACGUUCGGCCUGUGCCUCGCCUCCGGCUUUGACACCGGCGGCACGCUCUUCCUCGGGGGGGUGCCCACACAGCCCGGCGGUGCCAACUACGCAGUCAGCUAUACCACCCCGCCUAUUAACACCAACUCCCCGUUCUGGUCUACCCCGGCCCCGACAAACGUCCUGCUCAACGGCGCCCCGGUGCCGGGGGCUGCCGCAGCGCUGACGGCAGAUACUGGGGCCACGUGGAUCUUGGACUCGACACCACGACUUGCACCCCUCGAGCUCUACGCGCGCUUCCCCGUCCUCACGAUCCAGCUGCCCGGCACGCAGAUCGUGGCGCGGCCCAAGUCGUACAUCACCCCUUUGGACCCAAACAAUGAGCAGAUCAGCAUCGGGAUUUUCGACGGGGGGCCAAAUGACGCGGCCUUCCCGGACGCGCCCCCCGUCCGCAAAAUCGGCCCCAGUUUCACGACCGACAACCUGGUCGUCUACGACGCGGACAACAAGCGCGUGGGGUCCUCUAGCAUGAACUGCAACACUCUGCGUAAGUUACCCCCCCAAAACCGAAAUUUCGGAUCGUUUGAAGCGCCAGCUCUCCGCAUACGUUUUCUCUACUGCUUUCUUUUCGACUUGCCAGCACAGUAUCCAAGCGAGAAGCUUUUUCUUGUUUUCCGCGAGAUAGAGUCACUGAACUGGCAAGCUGGGCCACGAAAGGUCCUUCGGCUUUCGCGUCUGGGGAUGGACGUUUCAAGAAGAUGGUGA